Molecule: messenger RNA, 867 nt
Organism: Zea mays
Lineage: Eukaryota; Viridiplantae; Streptophyta; Magnoliopsida; Poales; Poaceae
Product: UDP-glucuronic acid decarboxylase 6
Exons: 8
Coding region: 1-867 (288 amino acids)
Biological process (GO): D-xylose metabolic process
Cellular component (GO): cytoplasm
Molecular function (GO): NAD+ binding; UDP-glucuronate decarboxylase activity
Source: RefSeq, a predicted model, not a curated record
AUGUCGUCGAGGAACGUGAGCGCGUCCCAGGCCGGCGCGCCUCGGCAGCAGAGGCCAGAGGGAGGCGAGGACCGCGCGACAGUGGCACGGGUCCGAGUCAAGGAGGAGCGGCGGCAUGCAGCGGAGGAGGUCCGCGGCGGCGGAGGGCUGGCCGGCGCGGCAGAGCGCGGCGGUGAGGAUGCGGAACGUGGCGGUGUCAGGGGCCGCGUGCGGCGCGACGCGGAGGAGCAUGGCGGGGGCCGCGUGGAGGAGCAUGUCAUCGAGCCGCUUCUUGUAGAAGUUGACCAAAUCUAUCACCUUGCUUGCCCUGCUUCACCAAUCUUCUACAAGCACAACCCUGUUAAGACCAUCAAGACAAAUGUUAUUGGUACCCUGAACAUGCUAGGACUUGCAAAGAGAGUUAGAGCUAGGAUUUUGUUAACAUCAACCUCUGAAGUUUAUGGUGAUCCACUUGAGCAUCCUCAAACUGAGGCCUACUGGGGCAAUGUUAACCCGAUUGGUGUUAGGAGUUGUUAUGAUGAGGGUAAGCGUGUAGCAGAGACGUUGAUGUUCGACUAUCACAGGCAGCAUGGCAUUGAAAUCCGAAUUGCCAGGAUUUUCAACACCUAUGGGCCUAGGAUGAACAUUGAUGAUGGUCGUGUUGUUAGCAACUUCAUUGCUCAGGCUGUGCGCGGUGAGCCCCUGACUGUCCAGAGGCCAGGAACACAGACUAGGAGUUUCUGCUAUGUUGCCGAUAUGGUUUGUCUUCCACUGCAUUCUCAAUUGGUUUGUUGUUGGUCAAAAGACUGCCGCUGCAGCAGACUAGCAGACGCAGCGAGCAGCGCUAAGAUGGAUCUGGCUGGCCAGCCCGGGCCUGCAGGUUGCUGA